This is a messenger RNA of Mytilus californianus (California mussel), 1901 nucleotides long. RefSeq names its product prostaglandin E2 receptor EP4 subtype-like. Gene Ontology annotation, cellular component: plasma membrane. Gene Ontology annotation, molecular function: thromboxane receptor activity. NCBI's taxonomy places the organism in Eukaryota, Metazoa, Mollusca, Bivalvia, Mytilida, Mytilidae. Gene Ontology annotation, biological process: adenylate cyclase-activating G protein-coupled receptor signaling pathway; inflammatory response; positive regulation of cytosolic calcium ion concentration. The record is from RefSeq and is a predicted model, not a curated record. Bases 142 to 1800 code for a protein of 552 amino acids. The transcript has 3 exons.
AUCAUUUCCAUUCGUAUUUUUAUAUCGGGUGUAAUCAUCUGAAACCAUGGAAUAAAACUACGUGGUUGAAGGCUUAGUCAAUUUGAUAAUUAUAAAUCAACCUCGAAUCUUGUUCAUUAGUGAUGAUUAUAAUGGAAAGAAAUGUACUUCGAUAGAACGAUGGAAUCAUUUAGCUUGCCGAAAUUCUGCAAUAGAAGCUGUUCGAAUGAAACUGUAUCAGAGAGUGAUGACCAUCAAGGAGCUACCAUAAUAUCUCCCAUAUUGAUGUCUUUAGCGGGCUUGUUGGGAAAUAUUCUUGCUUUAUAUGUGUUGCAUAAAAACAAAAGUCAAAGUGUAUUUUAUACGUUAGUUGCUGGUCUUGCUUGGACGGAUUUGACUGGAAUUAUUUUUACAUCACCCGUACCGGUAGUAGAGUAUGUAAAUAAUAGGCAAUGGGUCGGGGGAGAAAUGUUGUGUAAAUUCAACGGCUUUUGUAUGGUUUGCUUCGGAAUUUCAACACCUUUAAUUGUAUGUGCAAUGGCGAUAGAAAGAUUGUUUGCAGUUAGAUUUCCAUUCUUUCAUAACCAAUACUGUCGUAAAAAGUUUGGAAGAAUUGUUUUGAUCACAAUAUGGAUCGCUGUAUUUGUCAUUGGAAUAUUUCCCUUGCUGGGUUUUGGACGUUAUGUUAUUCAAUAUCCAUGUACUUGGUGUUUUUUAGAUUUCCAUAGUCACGAUCCAGUGAGUUCUGCAUAUGGAUAUUUAUAUUCUUCCGUUAAUUUAACCGUAAUUAUUGUGAUGUCAACAUGUAAUAUAUACGUCAUGUUUAUAUUGUUACGUGUUAGAUAUUUAAAGAAAGUGACACUCAAAGAGCAAGGCAAUCUAGAACCAAUUUUUCAUGAAAAUGCAAAAGCCAGAAAGAAAUUUCGAAAACAAAAAGAUAUAGAAAAACAAAUGAUUGUUCUGAUGUGCGUAAUAACAACAGUAUUUGCUAUUUGUUGGGCGCCGCUAAUGGUUCAGAUAAUAAUCACAAUGGUCACAGGAAAAUCCAAUUUUUUGAUAGAUCUGACAACGGUGAGACUAGCGAGUCUAAAUCAAACUUUAGACCCAUGGUUAUAUAUUCUACUAAGGAAAUCUUUCAUUAGGAAACUGUGUAGCUACAUUAGAAGGUGUUGCUCGAUCACGUCUCCAAGGGGAAGUAAUCAUGAUGAUGAUAAAAAUAACCACGCGAAUCAUUUGCGAUGUUUUAGAAAACAAUGUCAUGUUGCUAAUCCACAAUAUCAAUAUCAUGUCCAAAUCCACAUUCCACAAGCAGCGCAAUGUGUGGUCCACUAUAAGCGGAGCUCAACGAAAUCUAAAUCAGAUGACAGUAAGAAACAACAGCAAUUAUCUUUUGACCUACCUGACAUUGCUCAAGGUCAAUCUCUGAAAGAGGCUCAGCCAGAUGUGACAGAUGUCAAAUCGACAGAUCCAUGUAAACAGUGUGGGACCAUUCAUAGUAACUCAAAAUCAUCUUCCGGUAACAAAGGUGGUUAUCUCAGUGUAGCUUUUAUACCACACUCUUGUCAUUCUAAAGAAACUGCUGAAGAAUGUAAACCAUUCGAUGAAUGUACCUCAGCAGUCGAAAUGACAAAAUCACAUGAUUCUCUUUCCGAUGACAAUCAUUUAGAAUCAGACGUAUUCAUCACUAAGUCUACAGAAUUAUCAGCAGAUUUAUUAUCACCACAACAAAAUGCUAGGCAAAAGUUGCUUUCAGACUUAACACCAAGACCGAGUACCAACAGAUUUUCUCUACGCAAGAAAAGGGCCAAGUCCUACACGUAGAAAAGGAAAGAUGUGACGUGCUUUACUUGUUGUUAUUUUUCUCUUUUAAUAUUUUCAAAUAAAAAAAUCGUACCAAAAUACAACUAGUAUUAGAAAUCAAC